Arvicanthis niloticus (Nile rat) is the source of this 3336-nucleotide messenger RNA. Its product is annotated as adhesion G-protein coupled receptor F2. Lineage: Eukaryota; Metazoa; Chordata; Mammalia; Rodentia; Muridae. The record is from RefSeq and is a predicted model, not a curated record. Gene Ontology annotation, biological process: adenylate cyclase-activating G protein-coupled receptor signaling pathway; cell surface receptor signaling pathway. Gene Ontology annotation, cellular component: membrane. Gene Ontology annotation, molecular function: G protein-coupled receptor activity.
CUUGACAAAGGAAAUCUACUGAUGUCCUUCUCUCCAGCGGCCAGGGAAGAGGGCUGGUGUCCCCGACGAGAGCCUUGUUGACCAGCCACAAAGCAAGAACAUCUGUCGUAUGGAAGACAAUGAUUCCUGCAUUUUGGUUGUGCUGCUUGGUACUUCUUUUGCCUACAGAAUCCUGUAGGAUAUUAUGCCAGGCCGCCAGCAAAAGCAAGGAGAAUGUGAUGUCCAGGCCACAUGGUGUCUGUGAUGGUGUCUGUAAGAACAAUGCCACUCCCUGCUUUCAGUCUUGUCCUCCAAACAGUGAGGGCAACAUGAAAUUUGCCUGUAAGGCCAAGAAAUGGCACAAAGUCACUGAGACCUGCCAUACGCUUAAUGCCCACAGCAUCUUUGAGGAGGAUAAGGAAUUAUAUUCAGUACAAUCAUCUGAAUCAACUACACGUACACACAUGUUUCAAAGAGAAUCUAAAACCAUAAUGGAUACAUUGAUGCAAAUGUGUCCAAAGGAUUUGUCUUGUAUGAUCAAAGGCAUUAAGAAUUCUCCUUGGAUGCCGGGGAACAUUGCCGUGGUGGUACAGCUCUUACAUAACAUCUCAACAACGCUAACCAAAGACGUCAAUGAGGAAAAGAUGCAGAGUUACAGCAUCAUAGCCAACCAUAUUCUUAACAGUAAAUGCAUAUCAAAUUGGACCUUCAUCCAAGACAGAAACAGCAGCUGUGUCUUGCUUCAAUCAAUCAAUUCAUUUGCCAGCAAGUUAUUUAUGAAGGACCAUCUCGACAUACCGCAUGUCUUCAUUCAUACCAUGGGUACUGUCGUGUCCAGGGGCAGGCCUGGGAGGAAUUUCACGUUCUCAAUGCGAAUUAAUGAUACGAAUGAUAAUGUCACUGGGAGGGUCCUGCUUAACACUGAAGAGCUUCAGAAGGUACCCUCUGCUUUCCAGGUCAUCAGUAUUGCUUUCCCAACUCUUGGGGCCAUUCUGGAGGCCAGUCUUUUGGAAAAUAUGACCGUGAAUGGGCUCGUCUUGUCUGUCAUUUUGCCUAAGGAGCUUAAAAACAUCUCAUUGAUAUUUGAAAAGAUCAGAAAAUCUGGAGAGAGGAAGUCCCAGUGUGUGGGCUGGCACUCCCUGGAGAGCAGAUGGGACCAGAGCGCUUGUAAAAUGAUUCGAGAAAACUCCCGGCAAGCUGUUUGCCAUUGUCGGCCGAACAAGUUAGUUACUUCUUUCUCCAUUCUAAUGUCUCCCAACACCUUGGAGAGCCCAGUUCUAACUUAUAUCACAUACAUGGGCCUGGGCAUUUCUAUCUGUAGCUUGAUCAUCUGCCUGGCCAUUGAGGCCUUGGUCUGGAGUCAAGUGACAAAGACAGAGAUCUCAUAUUUACGUCACCUCUGCAUCGCUAACAUUGCAGUCACCUUGCUGAUGGCUGAUGCGUGGUUCAUCGUGGCUUCUUUCCUCAGUGGCCCAAUCUUACACCACAAUGGAUGUGUGGCUGCAACAUUCUUCGUUCACUUCUUUUACCUGUCUGUGUUUUUCUGGAUGCUCGCCAAGGCUCUUCUCAUCCUCUAUGGAAUUCUCAUCGUGUUCCACACUCUGCCCAAGUCAUGCCUGGUGGCCUCUCUGUUUUCCGUGGGCUAUGGGUGCCCUUUGAUCAUUGCUGUUAUCACACUUGCUGUUACAGAGCCUGGAAAAGGCUACCUCCGGCCUGAGGCCUGCUGGCUUAACUGGGACACGACCAAGGCUCUCCUGGCCUUUGUAGUCCCAGCUCUGACCAUUGUUGUAGUAAACCUGAUUACAGUCACACUGGUCAUCAUCAAGACUCAGAGAGCUGCCAUUGGUAGUUCCAUGUUCCAGGAAGUAAGAGCCAUUGUGAGGAUCUGUAAGAACAUUGCCAUCCUCACACCAUUGCUGGGGCUGACAUGGGGAUUCGGAAUAGCCACAGUCAUUGAUGGCCGCUCCCUGGUCUUCCAUAUUAUCUUCUCCUUACUCAAUGCACUGCAGGGCUUCUUUAUCUUGCUGUUUGGAACAAUCCUGGAUCCAAAGAUAAGAGAAGCCUUGAAGAGUCGAGUAACGUCUGCCAAGUGGAUCUCCAGAGUAUCAGAGGACCUUUCUUCUGAAUUCUCUUGUCAUCCUACCAAAGGGCCAAGCUAACAAACCAGGAUGCAUCCCUCACAUGGGCGGUUGCUCAUUCCUGGAACGGCAGUGCCCAAGGAAGCAUGCACUUAACUCCUGUCCUCUUGCCACUGGGUACUUUGAAGGAGACCUCCUGUAUUGCAGCACCGAUGGAGGCAGGGUUGACGUGCGUGAAGCAUGAACGCCCCUCUGUCUAAGCUGUUCUGUGUUUCUAAUCAUGUCUUGCCCACCGACUGCAAAUCUAUAUAUGACACACUAAGCAUCCUCAAGGGACAAGAAGACAAUAUGGGUCACAGCAACAGGGUCUCACAGGGGCCUUCAUCUUCGUAUUGCUGGGUCACACUGAUCUCCAGGGCAAGAGCUCUGCUUAUCCCAGCAAAGGUGGCCUAGGAUGCCCUGUGUGGGAUUCUACAGGAGGCCCCUGAAGAAGAGUCACCAACAGUUGCAUUGACUCUAUGCAGCUCACCACUGGUUCUCAUACAGAAGGCAUCCGCUGGCCAGUAUUUUCUACUUUUUCAAGGUCAAAGGCAAUUGAUUAGAUGAUCAGCUUGGCUUGGACUUGGAUGUAACUUCUUUGACAGAGAACCAAGUGAAAACCGUAGAGUGUCUGAGUCGGACAUGAUGCCUGUUUUAAGAUGAGAUGGAAGCCUGGAACUGUGAGCCACAGCUCUGCCGUCCUGAGCCAACUCAAUUGGCUUUCCUUGCUCCACUUUGUCUCCUAGAGCAUGGGGCCUCUGAGGGCCCCAUUUUCAGAUAAAUUGCUUACAUUUUCAGAUAGGGGAGGUUUCUGAAACCUGGAUGUGGGAGAGGAAAUAUAUUUCAAGUACAGUGCUGUUCAUUUUCCUAGCUGUAUGUAAACACAUUCAACAUUCAAAGCAGAUGUCACCCAACAGAGCAAUGCUAGUGGGGGGGAGGGUAGAAGCCCUCCUCAAAACAAGCACACAGGCAGCUGCCCCUGAAGAAAACAGGGACUAAAGAUAAAGGGGCACAGACAUAUGGUCCAAGCCAUCCCAUGGAAGCCAGUAUUAUUGAUGUUCUAUUACAGAUGGGAGGUUAGGCAUGGUGGGCACCAUUAGAAUCCUCGCACUUGGGAUACAGGGACUCAGAGAACUGCUAUGAGUUCGAGUCCACCUUGGUUUAGUUUAUAUGGUUAAUGGUAGAUGGGCCAAAGCUAAAGGGUAAGAUCUUGUUUAAUAAAGCAAUCUAACGCCCCUUC